UGAGUUUCUCAGUACAUAAUACCUUGGCGUUGCUUACUCUCUUAGACAACAUAAAUUAAGAAGUCUUGGUCUCUCUGGAACUGGAUUCAACUCCGCGUUAUUAUUUUCUUUCACAUUUCACUCCACACUCAUUUACAUCCAUCACAUGGUACCUGUUGUUUCUUUGUUUACAUCAUUAACCCAAUCAUAAGCUUUCUUCAACUUCAUCUGGGUCUAACUCAUGUACUGUUUUCUUGGCUCCAGAAAUUUAUUAUAUUCACUUCUUUACCAAAAGAAUAAAAGAUCAAGAACUCACUUUGAUCAACCCUGAUAUUGUCUAUAGCCAGGGAUGGAAACAAAAGUCGAAUCUAUUCCUCCUUCUGAUAAGCAAAUGAUAGACUCUGGGGAAGGCCUUAUAUGUUCAAAUUGUUGUUGUUCCCUUGAUUGCGCAGAUGUGCUUCAGGAAUGGACUAAUUUGCCACCUGGUGUAAAAUUUGAUCCGACAGAUGCUGAGCUGCUGGAUCAUCUAGCAGCUAAAUGCAGAGUAGGGAAUCAACGAUCGAAUAUGUAUCUUGAUAAGUUCAUCAUCACACUUCAGGAGGAAGGUGGAAUUUGCUACACGCAUCCUGAAAAUCUACCAGGUAUUAAGAAAGACGGAAGCAAUGCACAUUACUUCCAUAAAUCUAUGAAUGCAUAUGCCUCUGGCAAAAGGAAACGUCGUAAAAUUCAAAGUGAAGAUUCUGUUAGAUGGCACAAAACAGGUAAAACCAAACCUGUGAUGGAGAAUGGUGUAACGAAGGGUCAUAGGAAGAUCUUGGUUCUUUAUACUACUGCUCCAAACAAUCGCAAGGCUGUCAAAUCUAACUGGGUGAUGCAUCAGUAUCAUCUCGGAACUGAGGAUGAUGAAAAUGAAGGUGAAUUUGUGGUUUCAAAAGUGUUUUAUCAACAGAAGAAUGUGAAGGUGGUUGAUAAUCUUAUAGCCAAAGAGGAAUCGGUUCAUCCAGAUAUAUAUAUUUCAAGUCCACGCAAGCAAGAAGAGAAUACUAAAAAUGAUUGGACGAUAGAUAUUGUAAAGACACCAGCACAGGAAGUAGAAGCCAUUAAGACGAUACCUCAUACUUCUCCAUCUAGAUCUCAAUCCAUAACUGAGACAGAGUUCCCCUCUUGGUCAGCUGGAGAAAUUUGUAAGCCUUCACUUUGCAAAGAGGACAUGCUAGGUGGAAUUGCAGGAAUGACUGAAGAAGUGUAUAUUCGGGUGGAUAGUCCGAUGUAUCCUGAUUUUUUUGAGGAAUUGCAGCAAUAUUUAGAUGGUCGAGGAAAUAGGAAAGAUGAAGUGUUGAUAGAGUGCAAUGAUGUCACUUCACAUAGCCGUGAAUGAAUUGUAGGAUGUUGGAGCUGUCCUGAAAGCAACAUGUUCUUGAAUAAUUUUACAAGGCUUUGCUUCAACAAUACUAUGAAGUCUCGGCACAGGCAGAAUAUGAAGGAUUGAUGACCGACUUUGUAAUGUUAACUUGAUCAUUGUUUCAUUAUCGGGGAUUAAAAGUAGUUUGCCAUGCACUUGUAUAUGUUGUUCAUGGUAGUUGCUUCUAACCCGACACUGUAGAGUCAUUCGGUGUGACUGUGUAUCUUUCUGAUUGGGAGCCUGUUCCCCGGCUGACUGACAAAUAUUUUAAACUAUGAACUUAUAAGACUCACCUUAAACUGUAUUGUUUGUAUGAUUGUAUAGAAAAUAAUUUGUUAA
Messenger RNA from Daucus carota subsp. sativus, 1720 nucleotides. Its product is annotated as SUPPRESSOR OF GAMMA RESPONSE 1. Lineage: Eukaryota; Viridiplantae; Streptophyta; Magnoliopsida; Apiales; Apiaceae. The transcript has 7 exons. Gene Ontology annotation, cellular component: nucleus. Bases 329 to 1357 code for a protein of 342 amino acids. Gene Ontology annotation, biological process: regulation of DNA-templated transcription. Gene Ontology annotation, molecular function: DNA-binding transcription factor activity; transcription cis-regulatory region binding. The record is from RefSeq and is a predicted model, not a curated record.